AUGAUUGCUUCCAACAUUGGAAAGGUUCUCCUCAGCUCUGCCAUGCUCUGGGCAACUACAAGUGCCAGUAACCUCGGUCUCAAGGACACCGGUACCCCAGCCGGCUGCACUGGCUCAACCGGAUGCUGUAUCCCCAGCUGCCUUGUCGACGUCUCCGACUUCUGGGGCUGCAACGGAAACGUAGCAUUCUCUGGCACCUGUCAGUGGAACUACGAUAACCCCCAGGGAACCCAGGACGUUGGUGGCUGCGACGACGUUCAGGUCACUUUCCUGCGAGACCCUGAUGGCAACCCCGCCAUCGACCUUUACCACAAGACGGACAAGACCUAUGAUCGCUACGCUUUCAACAACUGUCAGGCUCCCUCUGUUGGAGGAAGCCAGUGUGUUCCCAAGGGAGGCGGUUGUGACACCAACAUCAUCCUUACUGGUGCUCAGGGAUCUAAGAAGAGGAGCACUUUCAGUGCUUAG
This is a messenger RNA of Fusarium pseudograminearum CS3096, 468 nucleotides long. RefSeq lists its product as uncharacterized. The record is from RefSeq and is a predicted model, not a curated record. The coding region runs from base 1 to 468 and encodes 155 amino acids. The transcript has 3 exons. Lineage: Eukaryota; Fungi; Ascomycota; Sordariomycetes; Hypocreales; Nectriaceae.